AUGAUUCCCUUCAGACAGUGUCUUGCCAUAGCGGCCCUGCCGUUGGCUCAUACGGCAUUGGCACUGAACGAUAUAUCCUCUCGGGCUCAGUCCGCGACCGAUCUCUGCGGAGACAAUGAUUACAUCAUUCUCGAGAAUUCACCAUGGAUUGUGUACAAUAUGUUGUACAAUGCCGCUCAGAUGGUUGGCACGCAAUGUACGAAUUACGACGGGAUGACCACCAGCGACAGCGGCACCAAGGAGGUUCUAUGGAGCAGCGUGACAGACAUCGACUACGUCGCGAGCACGAAUAAUGUCCCCAAAGGGUACUCCUUUGUCGGUCUGACCCAGAAUCUUGAGACGAAACUGUCCGCCAUCAGCUCCAUCCCCGCCGUCUACAACUGGACGCGUACCAACACCACUGAGUUCAAGGGAAACAUUUGCUUCGACUUCAUGACCAACGAUGUCAAAGGUGACUCGACUUCAUCUUCGUCGCGUGAGCUCAUGCUAUGGCUGCAGUAUGAAGGCGGCCAACUGCCCAUCGGCUGGACCAAUGGGCCAGCUGCCACUAUUGACAACCUCUUCGGGACCUCGUGGACGCUGUACGAAGAUAUCAAUACCGACACGGGGAUAACAGUCAGCACCCUGAUGCCUACUAAGCAAUUUGAAGGCUCUUUCUCUGGCGAUCUGAAGGACUGGCUGCUCGCUAUGGCCGAUCUGGGAAGGUUUACCGAGUCGACAUAUGUCAACGUCGGCAAUGCUGGGACGGAGUUCUUCUACGGAAAUGCCGUGAUGAACGCGACCCUCGGGUUGCAGAUUAACCUUGCAUGA
Molecule: messenger RNA, 810 nt
Organism: Aspergillus fischeri NRRL 181
Lineage: Eukaryota; Fungi; Ascomycota; Eurotiomycetes; Eurotiales; Aspergillaceae
Exons: 4
Coding region: 1-810 (269 amino acids)
Biological process (GO): polysaccharide catabolic process
Molecular function (GO): cellulase activity
Source: RefSeq, a predicted model, not a curated record